Strigops habroptila (Kakapo) is the source of this 1417-nucleotide messenger RNA. RefSeq names its product secreted phosphoprotein 2 (gene SPP2). Lineage: Eukaryota; Metazoa; Chordata; Aves; Psittaciformes; Psittacidae. Bases 107 to 667 code for a protein of 186 amino acids. The transcript is spliced from 7 exons. Gene Ontology annotation, cellular component: extracellular region. Gene Ontology annotation, biological process: bone remodeling. The record is from RefSeq and is a predicted model, not a curated record.
GGUCAGGUGUAAGGAUCAAGGCUGCAUUUAUAUAAAGACAGAGGAAUAUGCACUGGAAAUCCUUGCUUAGAAAGGGAAAAGACCAGAGGGUUCGGAAAGACACACUAUGAGGAGCUUCAUCUUCGUCCUCACACUGGGCAUUUUCUCAUGUUCAGGAUUUCCAGUGUACGACUAUGAUCUCCCUGUCACAGAAGAGGCUCUCAACGCUUCCAUUGCAAGGAUCAAUUCUCAGUCAUGGGGGACAAACCUGUAUGGUGUUGUCAGGAGCCAUGUCACCAGAGUUGACAUGUGGAACAGUGAUGCCUAUAGACUAGAGCUGCAGUUCAGCAUCCGUGAGACUGUGUGCACGAAAGCCUCAGGGAGAGACCCCUUCACAUGUGACUUCAAAAUUGGGCCUUUUGUGCCAACCACUUUCUGCAGAAGUGUUGUGGAAGUCUCUGGUGAGCUCAUCUCCAGCAUUGUCGUGCAGUGCCAUCGAGGCACAUCCAGCUCUGAAUCACUGAGCAGUGAGGAGUUUAUGUACAUGCCCAUAACGAACCCCAACAGGCGAGGGAGCAGUCACAGAGAAGACAUAUUUGCUCCUGAAGCCUUCCCUUCAAGAGGAAGAGGCAGCAGCUAUGGCGACUGGCAUAAACCCAGCUACUUCAGCUCUGACAAGAUGGAAUAAUACCCUUUGGUAGAUUGGAGAAUGAGAAGAAUCGAGGUGCAAAGAUCGAGCAUGGGAAGAAAGAACCUGCUGCCAUUUCCUUUCCUUGUCCAUGACAAAACUAUUCCAUAAUGACACGGAAGGCCUUCCCUAAACUCACUGCUGUGAUGUCAAAUGGCCAGUGGACGAGCUCGUGAGAUGCUAAGUGCCCACACUUGGGAGUUGAUAGCUGCCUUCUGAUGCAUGAGAGCUCAGUGGGAGGGCUCUCUCAGACACCUAGGUAACUGUGUCCAGUAUGUGAUGCACCAUCCCAUAAUGAUGCUAUUAAAGGAUCAUUGUUCCAUCUGUUUGUUCUGUGUUGCUCUCUGGUUGCUUGUAAUCUUUAGUCAAACUGAUAAACACGCUGUUCCUUUUGCUCUGGGAUGCAACAGUGGACAAAGUGUCUUGCUACAAAUCCAAGUUUUAGCCCACCAGCAAUCUGGCUUUAAUGGAUACUUGGCUAAUGUGGGGAGCUGAGGGAACCUGUGACAGUGAUUGUACUACUUGUCGUGACAAGAGUGGUUAGAAUUGCUCAAAGAAUCAAGUGAUAUCAGCAAAAAGUGACGUUAGUAGAGAUUUAUUGAUUCAACAGAAUUCAAUGGCAAGGUUCACCCUGCAACGUGCAGAAGGAAAUGGUAUGAGAACUGGUAAUGAUUUAUACAGAAUUGAACUAAUGUGAUGUGUACAGAAACUGGGGAUAUAAAGGAAUAAGGGAGGUCCUCUGUUGAGUCA